AUGGCCUCAUCCCGCGCCUGGACAUUCACCAACCGCGGCACCCCCCGCUCCGUCCUCUCCCUCGUCUCCAGACCAGCCCCAACCCUCCCACCAACCGCCCAACUCCUCGCAAAAGCCAAACCCGUUCCCGGCGCCGCCGACGGCAACCAAUGGCUCCUCGUAAAAGUCGCACACGCGGCCCUGAACCCGGGCGGACACCUCUACGUCACCAAGCUACCCGGAGCCGUGCGCGCAAAGACGGCGGUUCCGGAUUGGGACCUAAGCGGGACCGUAACGGAUGUGUGGAGCCCCGACUCCGGUUCCGUCAAGAGCAGCACCUCCCGCUUCUUCUCACAGGGCGACCGCGUCGCAGCCUUCCUCCCCAUAUCCUACGCCUGGCCAACCGGCACCGGCGCUUUGUCAGAACACGUCCUCCUGCCCGCGCGCUACGCCGUUCCCGUCCCCUCCCACGUCUCCCUCCGCGACGCGAGCUGCGUCAUGACGGCAGGCUGCACCGCCGCCGUGACCAUCCGCGCGACGGGACUGAAAGCAGGCGACAGGGUUCUCGUCAACGGCGCCAGCGGCGGCAUCGGGUCUCUAGCCGUGCAGAUGGCGCGCGCCAUCGUCGGGCGGGAGGGCCACGUCGUCGGCGUCUGUUCGGGACGCAACGCGGAGAUGGUGCUGGGGCUGGGCGCCGACGAGGUUGUGGAUUAUACUGCGGAUCGUCCGGUGCCUGUGUCAAAGGUGCUGGGGGAGAAGUUCGGGGCUGAGGGGAGGAGGUUCGAUGCUGUUGUUGAUUGUGUUGGUGUGCAGGAUGUUUAUGUGCACUGCGCAGAGUAUCUGAAGCCCGAGGGUGUGUACUCUGCGGUGGGGAUUAAGCCGGCUGACCAGUCCGUCGGGGCUCUCGUCAAGGCGGGAUGGACGAUGCAGAUGAACGCGUUGUGGCCUCGUUCGACUUGGUUGGGCGGCACGGGGAGGCGGUGGGCUGCGACGGCGAUGAUGGAUCCUGGGAAGGCCCUGAUGGAGGAGGUUGUUGCUAUGCUGGCGGAUGGGAGAGUCAAGGCUGUCGUGGAGAGAGAGGUUGGAUUUGAAGAGGCCGUGGACGGGUAUGAGAUUGUUGGUAGUGGGAGGGCACGGGGGAAGGUUAUUGUCAACAUCGGUGAACAAUGA
Molecule: messenger RNA, 1149 nt
Organism: Colletotrichum acutatum
Lineage: Eukaryota; Fungi; Ascomycota; Sordariomycetes; Glomerellales; Glomerellaceae
Exons: 2
Coding region: 1-1149 (382 amino acids)
Cellular component (GO): mitochondrion
Molecular function (GO): oxidoreductase activity; zinc ion binding
Source: RefSeq, a predicted model, not a curated record